Morone saxatilis (striped sea-bass) is the source of this 2367-nucleotide messenger RNA. It is a transcript of the gene tasp1, whose product is annotated as taspase, threonine aspartase, 1. Gene Ontology annotation, biological process: protein maturation. Gene Ontology annotation, molecular function: threonine-type endopeptidase activity. Lineage: Eukaryota; Metazoa; Chordata; Actinopteri; Moronidae. The record is from RefSeq and is a predicted model, not a curated record.
GCUGUGGACCAGCUCAAAGCUGGGGCUCUUGCAGUGGAAGCAGUGGCUGCAGCACUGGUUGAACUUGAGGACUCUCCUUUUACAAACGCGGGCAUGGGCUCCAACCUUAAUUUGUCAGGCGAAAUUGAAUGUGAUGCGAGUAUCAUGGAUGGGAAGUCGCUGCAUUAUGGCGCCGUAGGGGCUAUAAGUGGUAUUAAGAACCCAGUCUUAGUUGCAAAUCGUCUACUGAAUGAAGCACAGAAAGGGAAACUAUCAGCUGGCAGAAUACCCCCCUGCUUUUUAGUGGGGCGAGGAGCACAUGAUUGGGCAGUCAGCCAUGGAAUACCACCAUGCCCUUCAGAGAAAAUGGCCACCAAGUUCAGUUUAUCUGCGUACAAGAGGAACAAGCGAAAGAUGGAGCUGGCAGAAAAAAUGGACACAGGACAUAAUCAGGCAAAGAAAAGACGACAAUCAAGUGAAAAUGAAAAUGGUUCAGGGUGCCUCGACACAGUGGGAGCCGUUGUGGUAGACCUGGAAGGGAAUGUAGCUGCAGCGGUGUCCAGUGGAGGCCUGGCCAUGAAACAUCCUGGCAGGGUUGGCCAGGCUGCUCAUUAUGGAUGUGGCUGUUGGGCUGAAAAUGCCUGUAAUAUGAACCCUUACUCUACAGCAGUGAGUACCUCAGGCUGUGGAGAGCAUCUGAUUCGCACCAUGCUGGCACGGGAAUGCUCUGCUGCCAUGCAGUCUGAAGAUGCCCACCAAGCACUGCUGGAGGCUAUGCAAAACAAGUUCAUCAGCUCACCCUUUCUGGCCAGCGAAGAUCGUGUUCUGGGUGGAGUAAUCGUCUUGCGCUGCUGCAGAUGUGUGGAAGCUCCACCGUCGCAAAAUAUUCAGGGUAUACUGGUGGAGUUCCUAUGGAGUCACACCACAGAGAGCAUGUGUGUUGGCUACAUGUCUGCCCAAGAUAGCAAAGCAAAGACACACAUAUCCAGAUUACCACCUGGGACUGUUCCUGGACAGUGUUUGGCCAUUGAGGGCGGUGUGUGCCGACUGAUGAGCAGAGGGGAGUGAGCCGCAUUCGACCUCCUUCUGGGCUUCUUCAGCAAUACUCCAAUACGAACCCUUCCACCCACAAAAACACACACACACACACACACAACACCACACACACACACACACUCACACUCACCUACACCACCUUUGUGAUGCCAGAAGUAAUAAGCUUUAGCUGUUUUAACAGGUGCCCAGGAAGGAGGGAAGGGUGUAAGCUUCUACUUAGUGCACUUACAGGACUUCCCUUUGCCACUGUCUGCCUCCAGCAUGUACUCUAUGCCAAUUUACCCCCACAAGCUCUACAGUGUCACCUGGAUUAGACUUGAUGCACCAUUGCCUUGAUGCACCAUUUUUUCUUUGUUACUCUUUUCCAACUAAAAGUGGCGUCCUUCCUUUUGUAUAUAAGCUAUGAUUUAGGAAAACAGGGUGGAUGUUCAUGUUGUUUUGUAUUGCUGAACAGAUGUGACUAUUUUCAAACGUUUAGGAAUUUCAAAUGCAAGACCUUAUUUUGUUCUUGAAAUACUUUUCAAGUUUAAAAAAAGAUGUCAGAUUGCACCUUGUGGACUGCCUGCUACUCAAGAUAUUUGUUAUGAAUGAAGCAUUUAUAGCUGUGAGAGUUGAACAGUAAUGAUAAAAAUAUAUUUACAGUGUUAACACGUACAGAUCAACUUCCAUGUACUCAUGCACACAUAUUGUUAUUAAUCCUCCAUAAUACUGUAUAAUGUAGCAUAACGUGCAUCUUAGAUCAUGAUGAAUUUUAUAACCAUUUCAGCCAUAGAAUGCUUUGCUUUGAUUGUUUUGAAAUGUGAAUACAUAGCUAUUGCAUGUACAAAAUCUACAGUAAGCCACUACACAGGCGUAGAGUUGAUCAAGAAGCAGGAAGCUAUGCACUUCCAGAGUGAUGCUGAUUCAUAUAUAUAUAUAUAGUGCUCAGGUAGCAGCAUUUGACCCCACCGCCAAACAUGACUGUUAGCCCUCAUUUAAAAAUCCUGAUUUAUAUUUCUAUAGUCAGAUUGAAAGAGACAUGUAUUUUCUUGCUAAAAGGACAGCUAAAAACUCAUGUGUAUGCAUCGAGCCCAUGAAAUGGUGCUGUUGAGAAUUGUACUUGAAAGGAGUAAGGGUCUAAAUUGAUACUUUGGUUUAGAUAAUCAGAUUCUCUGGUUUUGCUGUUUCACUCAGUUACUACUAAGAAUUACAGUCUCAACAAAACCUUAAUAGAGCUUGUUUAUUCUUUACUUGAAAAUGCAUCUAAUAUGAAAUGGUAUAAGCUAUUGAAAUGGUAAUAUGUGCACAGCUCUCCACAGUGCUCGAGAAGUAAAUAAAAUCUACGUUAUUACA